UUUCAAGCUCCAGUCAGGCACGAGUGCGCUGGCCCUUCACCGCCCCACCCGUCGAUCGUUUUCAUAUCUCCGACGACGCCUCUUCACCACAAGGCUGUUGAUGUGAACGGGAGCUCUAUAUUUAGGACGAGCUCAAUCUUUGGUUUGAAUGGUUUACGGCAUGCAACAUUGUGCCGACGCAGCGAUGUCGAGCGCAAUACCGAGACUGUCGCGGCGGACGAAAUCGUCCCCAGACAGUCCUACCAUAAAGAUGCGUACGUCGGAGGAGGGGCCGCCUCCAAGUCCUUCGAAACUUCACCGUUCCAAGUCAUCGCCUCCCAAGCUUUCACAAACGAUGCAGCUCGCGCCGACCGCGACGUCUGCUCGAGUUCGGACCUUCCUCCGACUGCGUUCGGCGGCAGGAACGCCAACGCCAACGUGGCUCCAGUGUCGUCCCCUCAAAACUGGCAAAGUAUACCUUGACGUGAACCAUCCCAAGCUCUCUGAACGAAAGCAGUUUGUGGUCGAUGGGGUGCUCGGCACCUCUUCGUCCCAACAAGACGUGUUCGACGCGGUCGGCGUCGCAAGUGUCGAUCAAUUUCUCGCCGGCUACAACAACACGAUCUUUGUCUACGGCACGUCCGGGUCAGGCAAAACGCAUACGAUGCACGGCGACCUGCACCCUGCCAGCCACGACCGCGGUCUCACGAGUCGCAUCCUGGACUACCUCUUUGCUCAAUUACACCAAACGGACUUCACAUGCACUAUCGCGUUCGUGGACAUUUACCACGACAAACUGUACGAUUUGCUGGACGGCCGCGGAAGCGACCCGAAAACCCUGCGCGAGAACACGGCAUGCCAUCAAGUGUACGUGCAAAACUUGGUGGAAAAGCGAGUGCAGACCGCCGCCGACGCGUUGGCUUGGCUCGAUGUCGGUUGUACAACUCGUCGUGCCGCGUCCCACCGGGACAGGUCGCGGUCGCACACGAUCUUUACGAUUCGAUUGACGCAGACCCGACCGUCCCCCGGGGGGCGAACCAAGGUCGUCACAUCCGCCCUCCAUUGUGUGGACCUGGCGGGAUCCGAGCGCCCCGCGACGACGCUGCACAAACCCGUCAAAGACGUGACUCAAAUCAAUAAAUCGCUGUCAAGUCUGGCGACGGUCAUCUUGGCGUUGGGGGACAUGACGCGGGCCAAGCGCCACGUGCCAUACCGAGACUGCAAGUUGACGUUUUUGCUGCGGGAAGCGCUCGGGGGCAACUCCAAGACAACAGUCGUCGCGACGGCCGUGGCGGACGACAGGGGAAUCACCGACAUGCUCGGGACGUUGCAGUUUGUCGAACGCGUCAAGCAUGUGACAACUGUGGUGUCACCGAACGAAUUUUUGGACGGCGGAGGGGCGCCACCCGACCAAGACGGCAGCGAGGUGGAGUCUACUUGGCCGUACUCAGCAGCCCGCGUCCAUCCCGUCGCCCCUCGUUCGAGCAACGGUAGUGGCCACGUUGUCGCGUCAACCAUCGCAAUGAACGAAGUACCGGCGGAGAUCGUCAAGUGCGAUUCAUGGACACAGCAGAGCCCGGACAAGACGGUCGGAUUCACGCGCCCCGCAACCAGGCUAUCGUGGGGUGAACAUGACGAUGCUGUUCCAACCGAUUGCUCUAGCGCUGCCAAUGAGGAGGAGGAAGUUGUCCCAUGCGAGAUGACGCAGGCCGAGAUGACGAUUGCAUCAAUGGAGACUUGUGCCCUGACAACGCAAACGAACUUCGAGCCGAGUGACGAAGCGGUGGCACCCGACAUCGUCCCAGUCUCCGAGUCAGCCUUGGAGGGUCUAGCCGUCAUGGCCCCAACUGCAGAAGCCCCUGCCAAGCGAGGCUUGUGGACAAAAGAGCAAAGUGACUUUCGCCUUGAAACCUCCCCAGUGGACCACCCACUACCAGGUUGCCCACCUUGCUCACUAGUUGCUCCAUUGCCAACGAGCGCAGUCGAAUUGCCGCCCUCUCCUGAUACAGCCUUGAAUUGCUCCACGCUUGGACGUGCCAUUCCCGUGCCAUUCGUGGCCACGUCGGGUCAGGCCACCCAGGAGUCUGUCGUGGCGACGGACACGGUGAAUGAAAACCUCAAAGUCCCUCGACCAGCUUUGUCUAUUGGCGCUUGCCUGGUUGCGCUGCACGCCGGAGAAGUUGACAUCCGUCCACCGUCCCCUCCGAAACCCAACGACGCAUUGCCACCUGCAAGCCCAGGCAUUGCCAAGCGAGAUUCAUGGACCCAGUCGGACGAACAACUCCACAGUCAGCCCACCAAAUCGAAUGAACCCUCGGGGAGCGAUCCUGGCGGUCGACCAGGCGUGGCACCGUUUGUCGUGGGCAUGUUUCUAGGGGGUUGCACAGUGUACUUGCUGGUGUACUUGAGGCAAAGGAGAUAGCACGUUAGCUAGAUUAGUCUGUUCAGUGAACAACAGUUCAAACGGUGGAUGCCGACGUGCUGGCUGCGUGUUGGGAUGGCUAACCACUUGUAGGGGGUGGAGCUGUCGUGGAGUGCGUUGGGAUCAGGGUGGGAAUAUCGUCUUCCCAUGGGGACAGUGUCGGCCGUGGUUCCACGAUCGGAAUGUCGUCCCCAGCAUCGCUUCGCAGCAAAUAUCGCGCCACGGUCGCCAUCGGGCACAGCACCAUCACCCACACGACGGAAGCGCCGACCGCUCGGCGACCCUUCAUGGCGACAGUUACAACAGACGUCUUCACCGAUGCACAUGAUCCGAGGCGACCCUUGCAUGCAAUAGCGAAUCAAAGUUGCGCUCUUCUGUUCGCGGCGCCACCAAAGUUGCGCCGAUGUGCUCAUUCGUUCAGCCACGUCACAUCGAGUGGCACGUCGAUUUCAC
Molecule: messenger RNA, 2854 nt
Organism: Aphanomyces invadans
Lineage: Eukaryota; Oomycota; Saprolegniomycetes; Saprolegniales; Verrucalvaceae
Exons: 5
Coding region: 149-2401 (750 amino acids)
Biological process (GO): microtubule-based movement
Cellular component (GO): kinesin complex; microtubule
Molecular function (GO): microtubule binding; ATP binding; microtubule motor activity
Source: RefSeq, a predicted model, not a curated record